AAAGGACAGCUCGGGAGGAUGACUCGAGACGUCAAACAACGUCGUCAUUCCUUUUGUCGCUCGCACGCGCUUACUUGAAGGUCUCCUCGAUCUCCGUGAUGCUCGUGUCCUUCUCCACGACCAAGAAAUUGGGUUUGCGGUUCUUGUUGAGCUCGCCGAUGCCGCCGAGCAAGAAGCCGGUGCAAGUGUCUUCGUCGCCGAUCACUGCGAUCAGUUUGCCGCGACCCGCCAUCGCCGACCGGUCGAGAUUGCCCCAAAAAACGAGCGACUGACAGCAAAGACGGCUGGAAAGAGGACUGGCGGCAGAUCACGUGACACGCGCCGUCGGCCGAGCCCAGCCGCACUUCCGCUCCGUUCCAGCGGAGCUGCGGGAGCGGGCGUCCCCUGCUGUUCAGAAACUGUCAGACACCCGUCGUCGUGACGUCAAUUUUUGACCGAUCGAGUGCUAGAACGACCGACUCUUAUGAAAAGUAUCAGUAUCAAUAGUAUCAAUCCUUGUUUUACUUUGACUUCAUAUUUAUCUUCCGUCGAUAAGUCCUUUAAUACGGGAGGAGCUGCAAACUACUCGCGAGAGGAGCCGAGGCCUAAUCCGCUCGCCAUUUCAAGCCCAAACCUCAAAUACGUCAACUGCGGUCGCCUGUUCUUGUCGUGACUUGGGUCCCAAUUUGAAACGGUAAAAGCGUGGGCCGGGCCGGGCCGGGCCGGGCGGUCGAGUUGUUCGUUUUCCCACGUUCCUGAAGCGCUCGCUCGCGGUCACGUGAAAAAGCAGGAAGUGACAGGGAGUAAGCGACGAAGAAGACAGGAUGACGACGCAGGCGCUGAUCGCCGGCCUCGAGCGCAUCCCGGACCAGCUGGGCUAUCUGGUCCUCAGCGACGACGGCGUCCUGGCCUCUUCGGGCGAGCUGGAAAACGACGAGCGCACGGCCGGCGCGAUGAUGCAGAUGGUUCGCACGGCCAGUCGCUUCCGGUUGGCGGGGUCGGCCGACGUGCCCUUCAAACGCUUGUCGGUCAUACUGGAGGACUUUGUUCUCACCGUGACCGUUUCUGGACAGAAAGUCUUUGUGGUCAAACGUCAGAACGACCGGCACGAGCCAAUCGGUAUUUAGGGAGACGUCGGCCGGCCGCAGAAGCGCUUUUGCGUGGGCUCGGUCCCGCUUUGCUUGUCGGGGCCAAGGGUUUUUGCCCCGUCCAAAUAAUAAUUAAAAGAAUGAUCUGAAACAAA
Corythoichthys intestinalis (scribbled pipefish) is the source of this 1222-nucleotide messenger RNA. It is a transcript of the gene lamtor4, whose product is annotated as late endosomal/lysosomal adaptor, MAPK and MTOR activator 4. Gene Ontology annotation, molecular function: guanyl-nucleotide exchange factor activity. Gene Ontology annotation, biological process: positive regulation of TOR signaling; cellular response to amino acid stimulus. Gene Ontology annotation, cellular component: Ragulator complex; lysosome. The transcript is spliced from 4 exons. NCBI's taxonomy places the organism in Eukaryota, Metazoa, Chordata, Actinopteri, Syngnathiformes, Syngnathidae. Bases 804 to 1106 code for a protein of 100 amino acids. The record is from RefSeq and is a predicted model, not a curated record.